AGCUCCUAUUCUACAAAACCUAGGGUUUCACUCUGAAAACUCACAAAGUUUUUUCAAAAGAGAGAGAGAGAGAGACAUAUAGAAGAGAUGUCGCGCCGUCGUCACAGAGAAGAGUACGAGGAGGAGCAGGAAGAGAGAGCCAAUUCGAGCAGGAAGCGCCCCAGAUCAGUUUUCAUAGACGAUGUUGCCGAGGAGGAUGAUGAUGAUGAUGAAGAAGAUGACGAAGACGACGACGAUGAAGAUUUUGAUGGGGGCAGUGGCAAGAAGCAACAGAAGAGGAAGAAGAGCAGCGGCUUUCGAUACAUAGAUGAUGAGGCACAGGUCGACACUGACGAGGAAGAAGAAGAAGGUGAGGAUGGCGAGGAUGACUUCAUUGAUGGCGGUGCAGAUCUUCAAGAUGAUGGCGAUGAUGAUGAUCGUCGUAGAAGAAUGUAUCGUCGCCCAUUGCUGCCACGAGAAGAUGAAGAACAAGAGGAAGAUGUUGAGGCUCUUGAGAAGAGAAUCCAAGAGAGAUAUGCUUUGCGCGAAGAGUAUGAAGGAGACGAAGAAGGUGAAGUAGAGCAUCAAUAUUAUUUGCCUUCUGUUAAAGACCCGAAGCUGUGGAUGGUGAAAUGUGCGAUUGGCCAUGAACAAGAAGUGGUUGUUUGCUUGAUGCAAAAGUGUAUUGAUAAAGGGUCUGAAGUGAAUAUUAGGUCUGCUAUUGCUCUUGAUCAUCUCAAAGGUUAUGUCUAUGUUGAAGCUGACAAAGAAGCCCAUGUUAAGGAGGCUUGCAAAGGUUUGCGCAAUAUAUUUGCUUCCCAGAAAGGAAUGCCUAAGCUUGUUCCUAUCAAAGAGAUGACCGAUGUUCUUGCGGUUGAAAACAAAGCAAAAGCAAUGGAUCUUUGUUGGGUCAGAAUCAAGAAUGGGACAUAUAAAGGAGAUCUUGCAAAGGUGGUGAAUGUUGAUAAUGUGAGGCAAAGAGUUACUGUGAAAUUGAUUCCAAGGAUAGACUUGCAGGCUCUUGCUGUUGGAAACAAAUCGGGUUCGAAGGGAAGAGGUGUUGUUGUUCCUCCUCCACGUUUUAUGAACAUUGAUGAGGCUAGAGCACUGAAUAUUACUGUAAAGCGCGGUCGAGAUCCAAUGACUGGAGAUUAUUUUGACAAAAUUGAUGCCAUGAUGUUUAAAGAUGGUUUCUUGUACAAAAAGGUAUCGAUGAAAUCAAUCAGCUCUCAAAAUAUAAAGCCUACUUUGGAUGAAGUUGAAAAAUUUGGUGAUAUAACAGCCAAUUUAUCGACUUUAUUUGCAAAUAGAAAGAAAGGGCAUUUUGUGAAGGGUGAUGCGGUUAUUGUUGUCAAGGGAGAUCUCAAGAACUUGAAAGGAUGGGUUGAGAAAGUUGAGGAAGAUAAUGUUCACAUCAGACCAGAUAUGAAGGGCCUUCCUAAAACUAUUUCUGUGAAUGAAAAAGAGCUUUGUAAGUGUUUCGAACCUGGGAAUCAUGUCAAGGUUGUCUCUGGUACAGUGGAAGGUACAACUGGUAUGGUUGUUAAGGUAGAGCAACAUGUCCUCGUAAUUUUGUCUGAUACAAAUAAGGAACACAUUCGUGUAUUUGCUGACAAUGUUGUGGAAAGCUCUGAGGUAAUUACUUCUGGUACUCUCACAAGAAUUGGGGACUACGAGAUUCAUGAUCUAGUGCUUCUAAAUAAUAAGAGCUUUGGUGUAAUAAUUGGCAUAGAAAGUACGGAAGCUUGUCGAGUUCUCAUGGGAGUUCCUGACAUACAUGGUCAGGUUGCUCUUGUGAAAUUGAGAGAGAUCAAAUUCAAGAUUGAUAAGAAAAUCAGUGUGCAAGAUCAGAAUCAGAAUACAGUAGCUACAAAAGAUGUUGUGAAGAUCGUUUCGGGUCCUUGCAAAGGGAAACAAGGCCCUGUGCAACAUAUAUAUGGAGGAGUCUUGUUCAUCUAUGAUCGCCAUCACCUUGAGCAUGCUGGCUUUAUCUGUGCUAAAGCCAAUUGUUGUGUUAUUGCUGGAGGAUCACGUGCCAAUGGUACUAGAAAUUAUGGUGCUCCAUCUCGCAGUAAUCCUCAAUUGUCAAAUAGAUUUUCUCGAGGGCAUGAUGAUUUGGUUGGUAAAAGAGUGAUGAUCCGGCAGCCUCUUUACAAAGGCUACCAUGGGAUUGUCAAAGAAGUUACGGGCUCAUUAGUUCGGGUUGAAUUGGAGUCACAGACUAAAGUUGUCACAGUUGAUCGCAAAUUUAUCUCUGAAAAAAGGAAUGUGGUUGAUUAUAAUUCUACCCCAUAUCGCGGGAGUGAGACUCCAAUGCAUCCUUCUCGAACUCCUAUGAGGGAUAAUAUUCCUGGAACAACACCAAUUCAUGAUGGCAUGAGAACACCUAUGCGUGAUCGAGCAUGGAAUCCUUAUACACCUAUGCGUGAUCAAGCAUGGAAUCCUUAUACACCGAGUACUCCACAGUAUCAACCAGGAAGUCCUUCUCCAUAUGAUAGUAGUUCUUCUCCUUAUGUCAAUGCUCCUAGCCCUUACUUGCCUUCAACUCCAAAUUCAGCUUCCUAUCUUCCAAGCACUCCUGGAACUGGUGGUCUGGAUACAAUGUCUCCUGUUAUAGGUGGUGACAAUGAAGGACCAUAUUUCAUGCCAGACAUACUGGUAAAUGUUCGCAGGUUGGGAGAGGAAGAAUCUGCUGUUGGAAUUGUUCGAGAGGUGCUUAUGGAUGGGUCUUGUAGGAUUGUUCUUGGCGAAAAUGGUGAAACCAUGACAGCUCUUCCUGAUGAAAUGGAGGUGGUGGCACCAAGGAAAAACGACAAGGUCAAAAUUAUGGCUGGUGUGCAACGUGGUACCACUGGGAAGUUGAUUGGUGUGGAUGGCAGUGACGGAAUUGUGAAGGUGGAUGACUCUCGUGACGUUAAGAUUAUAGAAUUGGUUCUUUUGGCAAAACUAACAUAGCCAUGAUUUAACUUUUGU
Molecule: messenger RNA, 2952 nt
Organism: Quercus lobata
Lineage: Eukaryota; Viridiplantae; Streptophyta; Magnoliopsida; Fagales; Fagaceae
Product: putative transcription elongation factor SPT5 homolog 1
Exons: 1
Coding region: 88-2934 (948 amino acids)
Biological process (GO): transcription elongation by RNA polymerase II; regulation of transcription by RNA polymerase II; transcription elongation-coupled chromatin remodeling
Cellular component (GO): ribosome; DSIF complex
Molecular function (GO): structural constituent of ribosome; mRNA binding
Source: RefSeq, a predicted model, not a curated record